This is a messenger RNA of Arctia plantaginis, 1860 nucleotides long. The record is from the annotation of a GenBank genome assembly. NCBI's taxonomy places the organism in Eukaryota, Metazoa, Arthropoda, Insecta, Lepidoptera, Erebidae.
AUGAAACUAGUGCUGUUAUUAGCAGGAGUGUCUGCGGUGCUGUGCACCGUGCCAAGGGCCCCAUCACUAAGGUACACUGUCAAUGAACACGAAGAUGGAGGGCUGUUAGUUGAAGCUGUUGGACCUUCCGGACAACAGUUCAGAGCCCACCUCGGUCGCAAGGCUUCUGCUGAUGACAGCGAAGUAGUCUUCAACCACGAUUACAGCUACGAUGAAGCAAGUGGUGGAUACAAACUGUCCGUUCACUGGGACGGGCCUAGUGACCGGGUGUUUGAAGAUUGUAUUGACUUUGGUGACAAGCAGUGGUUUGCGGGCCCAGAGCAAAAGGAACAAUACUGGCCCGUCCAGAAAUCAAAUCUGCAAAAGUACUCAAUCAUUUCAAAAGAAUUGGAUAACGCAGCUAUUAGUGAACGGUACUGGCUCAACUCUGCCGGUGAAUACAUCUACGUAGCACCAGAAGUUCCUCUCUUCGCUGACUACCACAAUGCUUUGAACAAUCAUUUGUGUCUUAUUGCUGAAGUUGAAGACCCCUACUCCAAGAAACGUACUCACAAUAACCUUAAAUAUGAAAUUUGGUUCUUUGACAAUGCAAAAACAGCGCACCAACAUGCUGUUGACAAUUAUUUGGGCAAGCCCAGUGGUAUUCCCGACUACAGAAUGAUCCAGUAUCCAAUCUGGUCAACUUGGGCGAGAUAUUCAAGAGGAAUCACUGAAGAGAGCCUUUGGGCAUUCGCCAACGAAAUUAAAGACAGCGGCUAUCCCAAUGCUCAGUUUGAAAUUGAUGAUCUUUGGGAAAUUUGUUACGGAUCUUUGACCGUAUCCCAAGAGAAACUGCCAAACCUCAAGCAGUUGAUCCAGGACAUUAAGGGGCUAGGAUUCAGGGUGACCAUUUGGGUUCAUCCUUUUAUCAAUAAGGACUGUAAUCCUUGGUAUUCUGAAGCUUUGGAAAAAGGCUACCUGGUUCUGAAUGAGGAAGGCAGCCCAGACUCUUCCUGGUGGAACAACAACGGAUCUGUUCCCGGUUACAUCGAUUUCACCAAGCCAGAAGCAGCCACCUGGUAUACUGACAGAGUACGCAACCUCAUGGAGGAAUAUGACAUCGACUCCAUUAAAUUCGACGCUGGAGAGUCAAGCUGGUCCCCCCAGAUCCCAGUGCAGGAAGGCUUCGACAUUGACCUCCACCCCGGUCACAUCGUACAAUCUUUCGUCAGAGCAGUCGCCGAGUUUGGACCUAUGAUUGAAAUUAGAGCUGGAAUGAGGACUCAAGAUCUCCCAGUACUCGUACGAAUGGUUGACAAAGACACCUACUGGGGCUUCAACAACGGCUUGACCACCCUUGUGACUACUCUGCUCUCCAUGAACCUGAACGGCUACACUUUGGUGCUUCCUGACAUGAUCGGAGGCAAUGGAUACAACGAAUCGCCAAGCAAGGAGUUAUUCAUCAGGUGGCUCCAAGCUAAUGUUUUCAUGCCAACGCUUCAGUACUCCUUCGUGCCGUGGGAUCAUGAUGAUGAGACAGUAGAAAUCUGCCUCCGCUACACAGAGCUCCACGCCGAGUACGCUCCGGAGAUCCAGGCCGCGAUGGAAGCCAGUGUUGCCCGCGGCACACCCGUGAACCCCCCGAUCUGGUGGGUCGACCCUCUCGACGAAGUCGCCUUGGCCGUUGAUGAUGAAUUCCUUUUGGGAGAGAAAGUGUUGGCUGCCCCAGUGAUGGUAGAAGGUGCAGUGGCUCGUGACAUCUACCUGCCCCGCGGUAACUGGCGCGAUGGCAAGACUGGAGAACUGGUCCAGGGUCCAGUCUGGCUAAGGGAUUACCCAGCGCCCUUGGAUACACUGCCAUACUUCGUGUUGGAAGAUUGA